This is a messenger RNA of Tarenaya hassleriana, 1252 nucleotides long. Its product is annotated as glycosyltransferase family protein 64 C3. Gene Ontology annotation, molecular function: glycosyltransferase activity. Gene Ontology annotation, cellular component: membrane. The record is from RefSeq and is a predicted model, not a curated record. NCBI's taxonomy places the organism in Eukaryota, Viridiplantae, Streptophyta, Magnoliopsida, Brassicales, Cleomaceae. Bases 178 to 1209 code for a protein of 343 amino acids. The transcript is spliced from 2 exons.
UCCGAACUUCUCGAAGACCGCCAUCGAGGGAUCAUAGAAAAUUAGAAAUCGCUCCACCCUCCGCCGGUUCUUCCGCCGGAUUUUAGCCGAAGAAAAGGAAUCGAUUGAGCUCAGUAUUCUGAAUAUGAUUCGAUCAUAAGUUUACUCCGAUUUGGACGAGGUGAAAGUUUCGUGGCUAUGGAAGUGGAUGUAUUGAGAUUUACUAGGAAUGGUUUCGGAAUCUGGGUUUUGUUCAUUUGGAUCUCCGUCAUCGGUUCCGUGUUUUCCCGUACGAUUUCAAUGGAUCCGGAUCCAUGUGAUUCCAACACCGAGAUGGAGUUUUACAAACUGAAGCAGGAUCAGAUCACAGUGCUCAUCAAUGGUUACUCUGAAUCACGCAUUCCUCUUCUGCAAUCCAUUGUAGCUUCGUAUUCUGCCUCACCAAUCGUGUCAUCCAUCUUAGUCCUUUGGGGUAACCCUAGCACACAAGCUCAAGUACUUGACCAACUAUUCCACAAUCUCACUCAGCAUUCGCUUGGUACGGCUUCGAUCUCUCUUAUUCAGCAGCCUUCGAGCAGCCUCAAUGCUAGGUUCAUCCCUCGGCCGUCUAUAGAUACGCGUGCUGUAUUGAUCUGUGACGAUGAUGUCGAGAUAGACCGUAGGUCGCUGGAAUUCGCGUUCAAGGUGUGGAAAUCCAAUGCAGACAGUCUAGUCGGGGUGUUUCCGAGGUCGCACGAUUUCGACCUGACGAGUAAAGGGUGGAUGUACACUGUUCACCCGGAUAAGUACUCGAUCGUGUUGACAAAGUUUAUGAUGAUGAAGCAAGAUUACCUAUUCGAGUACAGCUGCAGGGGAGGAAGGAAGAUGGAGGAGAUGAGGAAGAUCGUCGACGAGAUGGGUAACUGCGAGGAUAUACUGAUGAAUUUCGUAGCGGCUGACGAGACAAGAGCCGGGCCGGUGAUGGUGGGAGCCGAGAGAGUUAGGGAUUGGGGAGAUCCACGUAACGAGGGAGGGGAAUAUCGGGACGGGGAGGAGGAGAGGGUGAGAGAAGUCGGGCUGAGCAGUAGAAGAAGGGAGCACAGGAAGAGGAGAGGGAGAUGCAUAAGGGAGUUUCAUAGAGUCAUGGGGAGAAUGCCAUUGAGGUAUAGUUAUGGUAAGGUGGUGAACUCUGUUGGGGAACAAGGGUUGUGUAAUAAGGCCGGGAAGCUUGUGUUUUGCGAUCAACGUUGAUAAAACACUUGAAACCCUAUAUUCUAAGUAUCCAACUCUCUAA